GCGCCGCGGGCUGCGCUCAGCUAGAGCCCGGAUCGCGAGGCGGCGCCCAUUGCCCCGCACAGCCCGAGCCCUUCGACCCCGCAGAGCCCCGGCGCCCCAGGCUGCAGCCCCGAGCCGCUCUCCGACCCCCAGCCUCGCCACCAUGAGCGUCCUGCUGGCGUCCCUGCUCCUCUGCGCGCUAGUAGUGAGCGACUCCGAAGGCAGCCGUGGAAUUGGAGCCUCAGAUGCAGAAAACUGUGGCUGUCUGAACGGAGGUAUAUGUGUGUCCUACAAGUACUUCUCCAGCAUGCGGCGGUGCAGCUGCCCGAAGAAAUUCCAAGGGGAGCACUGUGAGAUAGACACAGCAAAAACCUGCUAUGACGGGAACGGUCACUCUUACCGAGGAAAGGCCAACACUGACACCAAUGGACGGCCCUGCCUGGCCUGGCACUCUGCCACUGUCCUUCUGCAAAAGUUCCAUGCCCACAGAUCUGAUGCUGUCCAGUUGGGCCUGGGGAAACACAAUUACUGCAGGAACCCCAACAACCAGAGGUGGCCUUGGUGCUACGUGCAGAUUGGUCUAAAGCAGUUUGUGCAGGAGUGCAUGGUGCCCGACUGCUCUCUUGGAAAAAGGCCCCUUUCUCCCCCCGAACAGCAAGAGUUCCAGUGUGGCCAGAAGGCUCUGAGGCCCCGCUUUAAGAUUGUGGGCGGAGAGUUCACCACCAUCGAGGACCAGCCCUGGUUUGCAGCCAUUUACAAGAAGAACCGGGGAGGCUCUACCACCUACGUGUGCGGGGGCAGCCUCAUCGCGCCCUGCUGGGUGGUUAGCGCCACCCACUGCUUCAUCAACCACCCGGUCAAGGAGGACUACAUAGUGUACCUGGGCCGGUCGGGGCUCAGCUCCCCUACCCCUGGGGAGAUGAAGUUUGAGGUGGAGCAGCUGAUCCUGCACGAGGACUACAGCGCUGAGACCCUGGCGCACCACAAUGACAUUGCCCUGCUGAAGAUCCGCACCAGUGACGGUCAGUGUGCACAGCCGUCCCGAUCCAUACAGACCAUCUGCCUGCCCUCCCAGUACAGCGAUCCCCGUUUCGGCACAGGCUGCGAGAUCACGGGCUUUGGACAAGAGAAUGUUACUGACUAUCUCUAUUCAGAACGCCUGAAAAUGACCGUGGUGAGGUUGAUUUCCUACCAGGAGUGUCAGCAGCCCCACUACUAUGGCUCGGAAAUCACCCCCAAAAUGUUGUGUGCUGCUGACCCGCAGUGGGAAACAGAUUCCUGCCAGGGAGACUCCGGAGGGCCCCUGGUCUGCCUCAUCCAUGGCCGCCGGACUCUGACCGGGAUUGUGAGCUGGGGCCGCGGGUGUGCCAUGAAGAACAAGCCGGGCGUCUACACCAGGGUCUCUCGCUUCCUGCCCUGGAUCCGCGCUCACACUGGGGAAGACAAUGGUCUCGGCCUCUAGGACGCCUAGGGAGCCGAGGGAGGAACGAAACAGCCGACCGUUCCCAUGCUGACCAUUUCUGCCGGGAGCUGUCUCCAUCCGCUGAAGGAAGAGACAGGACGGUGGGCUCUGCGGAGGUGGCUUGGCGUGCGCCGCCCACCGGCGUGAGGACAAUCGCUUUACCCUCAGACCCGAGCUGGGUGCUGGCCGCCCAGACGCCCCUGGCCAGAUGAAGAGGUGGUCUUGACUCAGCAUAACACUGACCAGUAACUGACCUUUUCUGGACGAAAGCCUCCUGCCCUGGCGCCUGUGCGCGGUGGGACGAGAACUGGCGC
Chinchilla lanigera (long-tailed chinchilla) is the source of this 1755-nucleotide messenger RNA. RefSeq names its product plasminogen activator, urokinase (gene Plau). Lineage: Eukaryota; Metazoa; Chordata; Mammalia; Rodentia; Chinchillidae. The coding region runs from base 143 to 1441 and encodes 432 amino acids. Gene Ontology annotation, biological process: regulation of cell adhesion mediated by integrin; plasminogen activation; fibrinolysis. The record is from RefSeq and is a predicted model, not a curated record. Gene Ontology annotation, molecular function: serine-type endopeptidase activity. The transcript is spliced from 11 exons.